GGGAAGAUAAACCAAAGGUGAAAUACUACUCCUAGUUAUUGCUCCGUUACCGUCCAAACAUGUUUGACCGGUGGUCGACUCUCUCGAUCUUGAUAAUUUCAUCGUACGGGAUCGCUCACGCAGACGCUAAAGCUGUCGACGUAUCGGAAUACCCCUACCACGUAUCCGUCGAAUACAAUGAGGCGCACAACUGCGCCGGAGUUUUGCUGAACGAAGAUUGGAUCCUGACCGUUGCCUCCUGUGUUUUUCGCGAUGGCUUGACCAACUUGACCGUCAGAGUUGCAACGUCGUAUCCGUCCUCCGGUGGUGAACAACUGAAACUUCAAUCUGUCGUAAUUCACGAUGAUUUCGAACCAAUCAAUAACGACAACGACAUCGCGCUGUUGAAGCUUCUCUAUCCCCUUCUAUUCGGAAACGGUAAACUUCCCUUACUGCUACCACCUGCGGAUUAUCAAAUCGCCGACGGAACACUCGCUAUUUUGACGGGAUGGAAAUCGAACGAACAAGGAAACUCCGCCCCUCGGUUGACCGUCAUUUCCACACCUAUAGUCAACCAGACUACAUGCGACGCCAGUUUGCCCGUCUUCAAGGAAUUGACAGACGAUAUGAUUUGCGCCGGCCAUAUGACAGCAGGCACCGAACGCUGCCAGGGUGAUAUCGGAGCUCCGUUGGUUCACGAAGAUUUAUUGGUCGGCGUUUUGUCCUACGGACUUGGCUGCUUGCAACCCGAAAUUCCAGCCGUCUAUACAAGAAUCACCAGUUUCGUUCCAUGGAUAAUAAGCCACACCGGAAACAUGGAUAUAUUUUGAAUGAAGUUAUAAAUGAAUGAUUUCUGCUGAUUUCCAACCUUAGAGAAAUACAAUAUUUAUACACGUA
This is a messenger RNA of Athalia rosae (coleseed sawfly), 876 nucleotides long. RefSeq names its product trypsin-1-like. Gene Ontology annotation, molecular function: serine-type endopeptidase activity. Gene Ontology annotation, biological process: proteolysis. The coding region runs from base 60 to 809 and encodes 249 amino acids. The record is from RefSeq and is a predicted model, not a curated record. The transcript has 7 exons. NCBI's taxonomy places the organism in Eukaryota, Metazoa, Arthropoda, Insecta, Hymenoptera, Athaliidae.